AUGAAAAUCUUAAGUUGGAACUGCCGAGGGUUGGGGAACCCUCAGACAGUUCAAGAUCUCUGCAAUAUAGCAGAGAAGAAUAAAUUCAAUUUGGUUUUCAUUAUGGAAACUAAGCUUAGAAGUAAGAGAUUCGAAGGUUUGAAGAGGAGGUUGCAUUGUGAGGGCUGUUUUAUUGUGGACUCAGUUGGGAAAGGGGGUGGAAUGAUUCCAUUAUGGGAUGCUAAUGUGGGAAUUGAGGUUGUAAAUUUCUCUCAAAGGCACAUUAAUACUUGGGUUAAAGAUGGAGAAGUGGAAAAGAAAUGGUUGAUUACUUGCUUAUAUGGGCAUCCUGAAACUACUAAGAGGAAGGCCACUUGGGACUUGAUGAAAUCCUUUAAGCCUCAGGAGCAUGAUGGGUGGUGCAUAGUGAGAGAUUUUAAUGAAAUCCUAGUUAAUGAUGAGAAGCUUGGGGGCAGAGCAAGACCUAAAGGGCAAAUGGAAUUAUUCAUGGAAGUUUUUCAUGAAGGGAAUCUUUAUGACUUAGGGUGGCAGGGUGACAAGUAUACAUGGAGCAAUUUGCAUGGACAUGAAACUUUCACCAAGGAAAGAUUAGACAGGGUUGUUGCCAAUCCUGUUUUGAUAGAAUUUUAUAAGGAAGCAUGGGUGGAAGUGAUGGUGGCCAGUACAUCUGAUCAUAAGCCUUUGCUAGUCCAUUUAAAAAAGUACAAGGUGUUGGAAGGGGACAUUAGAAAAGCUUUUAAAUAUGAAGCCAACUGGGCUUUGGAGGAGGAGUGUGAACUUAUCUUAAAGAAAGCAUGGAAGCAAGAAGUGCUUGAAAGGAAUCAGUCUAGCAAGAUGGUGGAGUUACUAAACAGAAGCAAAGAAGUUCUACAAAAGUGGAAUAAGUAG
Messenger RNA from Carya illinoinensis, 888 nucleotides. RefSeq lists its product as uncharacterized. Lineage: Eukaryota; Viridiplantae; Streptophyta; Magnoliopsida; Fagales; Juglandaceae. The record is from RefSeq and is a predicted model, not a curated record. The coding region runs from base 1 to 888 and encodes 295 amino acids. The transcript has a single exon.